Molecule: messenger RNA, 2728 nt
Organism: Colius striatus (speckled mousebird)
Lineage: Eukaryota; Metazoa; Chordata; Aves; Coliiformes; Coliidae
Gene: FDXR
Product: ferredoxin reductase
Exons: 12
Coding region: 18-1466 (482 amino acids)
Biological process (GO): ubiquinone biosynthetic process
Cellular component (GO): mitochondrion
Source: RefSeq, a predicted model, not a curated record
GGAGCGGCGGCGGCGGGAUGGGACCGGCCGGCGCGUGCUGGAGGGGCGGCCGCGGCCCGUGCGGUCUCAGGCGGUGGCUGUCGUCCUGUGCCGUGGCCCCUCGUGUCUGCGUGGUGGGCAGCGGCCCUGCCGGGUUCUACACUGCUCAGCACAUCCUCAAGCACCAUGGUGAGGCUCGAGUGGACAUCUAUGAGAAGCUGCCUGUUCCCUUUGGGCUUGUCCGUUUUGGGGUGGCCCCAGACCACCCUGAGGUGAAGAACGUGACCAACACCUUCACGCAGACAGCGCGCUCGGAGCGCUGCGCCUACUACGGCAACGUCACCGUGGGCAGGGACGUGACUGUGGCAGAGCUGCAGCGCUGUUACCAUGCUGUGGUGCUGAGUUAUGGUGCUGAAGAUCACCGAGUCCUGGGCAUCCCAGGGGAGAACCUCUCCGGUGUUUAUUCGGCCCGAGAGUUCGUGGGCUGGUACAACGGGUUGCCCGAGAGCCAGGACCUGAAGCCUGACCUGAGCUGUGAGACAGCACUGGUUCUGGGGCACGGCAACGUGGCGCUGGAUAUCGCCCGCAUCCUCCUGUCCCCCCUGCAGCUCCUCAGGAAGACAGACAUCACUGAUGGCUCCCUGGCAGCUCUUGCCUGCAGCAAGGUGAAGCGUGUCUGGCUGGUUGGGAGGAGGGGACCUCUCCAAGUUGCUUUUACAAUCAAGGAGCUGCGGGAGAUGAUAAACCUGCCUGGUGCCAGAGCUGUGCUGGACCCUGCUGACUUCACAGGCCUUGAAAACACUAUUAAAGGUGCCCCCAGACCCACGAAGAGACUGACUGAGCUGAUGAUUAAAACAGCCCUGGAGAAGCCUGUGGAGAAGGCAGUGGAGGCACAGACAGCAGCCCCCCGGGAGUGGGGGCUGAAGUUCCAGCGCAGCCCUCAGGAGGUGCUGCCCAGCGCUGACGGGAGGCGGGCGAGGGGCGUCCGCCUGGCCCUGACCCGCCUGCAGGGCUCAGGGGACUCUGCUAAAGCCAUUCCCACUGGAGACACAGAGGAGCUGGAGUGUGGGCUGGUGCUCAGCAGCAUUGGCUACCGCAGCGUGCCGCUGGAGCCGGCCGUGCCCUUCGAUGCUCAACGUGGCGUUAUCCCCAACAGCUCAGGCAGAGUGGAGGGUGUCCCAGGUCUGUACUGCAGCGGCUGGGUGAAGAGAGGAGCCACGGGCGUCAUCAUCACCACCAUGAACGACAGCUUUGACACUGCCCAGUCCGUGCUGGAGGAUCUGCAGAGGGGUGUGCUGGAUGUGGCCACCUCCAGAGAAGGCUUUGGGGCAGUGGAGAGCAUCCUGCGCAGCCGAGGGGUCCGUCCUGUGUCCUUCUCAGACUGGGAGAAGAUAGAUGCUGCUGAGGUGGCGAGAGGCAGAGCUGCUGGCAAACCCCGGGAGAAGAUAGUGGAUCCUCAGGAGAUGCUGCAGCUCAUCAGUCACUAAAGCAGCAGCAAGGGCAACGUGGCACUGAUCCAGCACUGCCCUGGGGCAAACCUGCAGGGUCCAGGCAGGACCCAGGAGCACAGGGCAGGUGCCCAGGACCACACUGGAGAGAUGUGUGACACUUGAGCCUCUCUGGUCAUGAGGAAGUCUGCAUGUCCAAAGUGAAUGUCUUGGAACACCUGAGGCUGCUGGAUGGCCCCUCAUCUCUGUGAGCAGCUGCCACUCCUGGCAGGGACUCCUGCCAUCCCUGUCCUUGGAGCACUCAUGAACUCCCAGUGCAGGUGAGGGGGGACGUGCCCCUGGCAGGAGUCCCAGGUGGGCACUUGCCCCAUGGGCAGGUCACUCAGAGAACCUUCCUUGUGUCUCUCCCUGCCUCCCCUUUAAGCCUCCAGCCAAAUGGCUCCAUUGCCUUGUCUUUGUGCCUCAGUGGGCUGCUUUUAAUAAUCAGUGGUUUUGAAAUAAACCCUUCCAAGGAGAGACAAACUGACCCUGCCACUUGAGUCUGGCUUUUGUCUGUGAGUGCCUCAGUCUGGGAGCAGCCAAGGUGUCCUGCGACCUGUCCCUUGUCCUAAACAAACAGCCCAAGGCAUCAGUUUGCUUUCCCACCUUAAACCCUGGGCCUCAGCUUGGGUGAGGGGGGGAUGGAGUGGGGUAAGAAGGGUGUAAUUGCCUUGUCCACAUCACAAGGCAUCCUCUGUUUGCUGGUGCACACCAUACCUUGAGCCCUGUCACUUCACUGGUGGGGUUUGAGGUUUGUGUGUGUGUGUGUGUAUGUUUGAAAGCUUAUUAAAUGCUUCUUUUAGCCCAAAUUGACUCCAGUGACAGUGUCAGGUUUUAAGGCAGAUUACAGCCCCUGAGCCCUAAUCUCCUCUUUAUCCAUGGUGCAAGGGCCACGUCAGCAUGGCCCCCCCAGCCCUGCCCCCUCCCCAGCUGCAGGGUGGCACCUGCUGCCUCUGGCCUGUGACAGUGGCUCUGUGUUAGAAACAACUUGGGCUCUGUGGUGAGGCAGAGGGUAAAAUCCAGCCAGGGCAGCCAGUGGAGGUUUGUCUCAACCUCUGUCUCACCCCCUAUGGCAGAGGGCUUCCCACUCCCUCUCUGGCCCAGCCUCAGGGAAGGUCUCUGUCUCUCUCUCUCUUUUUUGUUCCCCCCCCCUUUUUUUUUCUUCCCCUUUUCUAUUUAAAUCUCAUUUGCAAGCUCAUUAAGAAACUCAGGAAAUGUGAUCCAGGGUACACAAACGAGCAAUAAAGCCUCUGUGGAACAGC